Molecule: messenger RNA, 935 nt
Organism: Nicotiana tabacum (common tobacco)
Lineage: Eukaryota; Viridiplantae; Streptophyta; Magnoliopsida; Solanales; Solanaceae
Biological process (GO): regulation of transcription by RNA polymerase II
Cellular component (GO): nucleus; CCAAT-binding factor complex
Molecular function (GO): protein heterodimerization activity; RNA polymerase II cis-regulatory region sequence-specific DNA binding; DNA-binding transcription activator activity, RNA polymerase II-specific
Source: RefSeq, a predicted model, not a curated record
GAUGAUAAGCGAGGAAUUCUACCAAAUGUGGCUAUUAAAAGAAGUUCAGAAAGCAAUUCAAAUAUCACCAUACAAACAACUCCUAUAACAACAACCUCUACAUUUACAACCAAUUGUACCAACAUCAAGACCGAAAACAACAACAAUAACAAGUGUAGUAAUAGUAGUAAUAACAACAAUACUAGUAAAGAACAGGAUCGGUUCCUUCCAAUAGCGAAUGUGGGACGAAUCAUGAAGAAAGUCAUCACAGGAAAUGGAAAAAUUUCAAAAGAUGCAAAGGAAACGGUCCAAGAAUGCGUGUCAGAGUUCAUUAGCUUCGUUACAGGAGAAGCAUCAGACAAAUGCCAACGCGAAAAGAGGAAGACGAUUAAUGGCGAUGACAUUAUAUGGGCUAUCGGAGUCCUUGGAUUCGACGAAUAUGUGAACCCAUUAAAGCAAUAUCUUAACAAGUACAGAGAACUUGAAGGUGAAAAAUUAAAUGUUCCUAAUAAGCAGCAGCAGCAGCAGCAACAACAACAACAGCAACAGCUACAUGAUCACGCGCAUUCGCCUAGUUUGCCUAAUUACAACAGCGUAUAUAAUUCUCCCUCAGGUCUUGGUUUGCCUCAACCUUCAUUUGUGUCAACAGAUCAAUCGUUUCCGUUGCCAUUGAUUUCACAGAAUUCAAUUCAAUCCCAAUUAUCUCAACAAGAGCAGCAGAUUGACUCUGUUGGACAUUGGAAACUUCAGUUUUUGAGAUGGUUUUGGGCUCUUAAUUAUCAUUUCUUGCAAAGAUUAAUUUCCUCUUCCAACCAUAUAUAUAUAGGCGUGUGAAUUUAUUUGAAAUCCAGCUUUCGGCACUCCUGAAACUAUAGUUAUUUAAGUAGUAGCUUCAUCCUAUAGUUGCUUUGAAUAACUCAUAGUAUAGAAAAUUUAUUUGGACACUUACGGCUUGU